AUGUUGACCGUAACGACUGCUGUCCUCUACUGCUCCGUAUGCAGCGGCCUCUUCGUUGGCCUUUUAUACAUCUGGCCCUUACUAGGGCUCCACUCCGACGUCCUCAACCCCAAGACACGAGAUCGCACCGACGUUAUCCAAUUACGAUCCUUGUCCGUUGUAUCGGCCUCUCUCAUCAGUUAUUUCAUCGUUAGCUCCGUAACUGACCAUCGUAUACAAGCAUUAGACCUUCUUAUACAUCCUUCAACUGCUCUCAAAUCGGCUGCGGUCGGCCUCAUUUUGACGCUUACUUUGAUGGCCGGUCCCCUCAUGUAUGGUGGAAAUAGCUUAGGGAAUCUCAAUAAGUGGCAAGUGGCCCGAGCUCUCAUCAUUGCUCCAGUGACCGAGGAGUUCGUUUUCCGCGGUUGCUGCGAUGCUCUGUUGCGAGAGGCCUCCAUAUCGUUGCCGUGGCGCCUCGUCCUCUGUGGUCCCGUUUUCUUCACACUAGCACACGUCCAUCACUUCACAAAGGAGAUACUGGCGAAUCCUGUUCGAGGCAUCCUUCUAGCUUGUGUUACU
Molecule: messenger RNA, 558 nt
Organism: Perkinsus marinus ATCC 50983
Lineage: Eukaryota; Perkinsozoa; Perkinsida; Perkinsidae
Product: CAAX prenyl protease, putative
Exons: 1
Biological process (GO): CAAX-box protein processing
Cellular component (GO): endoplasmic reticulum membrane
Molecular function (GO): metalloendopeptidase activity
Source: RefSeq, a predicted model, not a curated record